Molecule: messenger RNA, 1125 nt
Organism: Oldenlandia corymbosa var. corymbosa
Lineage: Eukaryota; Viridiplantae; Streptophyta; Magnoliopsida; Gentianales; Rubiaceae
Source: the annotation of a GenBank genome assembly
AUGGAAAUGGAAGUUGUGGUGCCAAAUUACAACAUGGAUUUUGAUUUCAACAGUGCUCGUUCAUCUCCAAGGCAUUAUUUGGGUUCCCCCGGAACGCCAAGGCGGCUUGGUGAAUUUUACACCAGUGCUCCGACUAGCCCGAGUCGUCUGGCUCAGUUUUACCGGGAAUUUGAUGAUUUCUUGAUCUCCGGUGCCGGUGGCAGAGAUGGCAGUUCCGUUACGGUGCCUUUUGAUUGGGAAGAAAAACCCGGAACUCCGAAAUCGCCUAAGAGUGAAGAUGAAUUCGCAUUUGAUGUCGGUGGUGGUGAUGAUUGGCAAACUCCAUCUGUGUCUGCUGAAGAGCUAUUUGAUGGUGGAGUAAUCAGGCCUCUGAAACCUCCUCCUCGGUUGCAGCUUCCUCCUAAAGCAAGAAACAACAAUGGCUCUUCCUCUUCAGCUCAGAAAAUUAGUGGGUCGCCGAAAAAGAUGAUCUUGGGUGCUUUUUCACCUAGGAACAGAACAGAGUACGAGAUUCUGAGAAGCCCGGAACCGGAAAUUGCAAGAAGAAGGUCGCCGGAGCGGCAAAGGGGAAGGGAAAGAGGUCCAGCCGGGUUAUCUUCAUCAAGCAGAAGGGCAACAAGAUCACUUUCUCCGUUGAGAGUUUCUCAGUAUCCAUGGGAAGAAGAACAGAGUCAGGCUGGAGGAAAUAGUACUAGUACUACUAAAACAGAGUUAUCAUCAUCAUCAAUCAUUGUUAAGCCAUCAUCCAGUUCGGCAAUAUCUGCACUGGCUUCAUUCUCAAAGAAAUGGAGAUUGAAGGACUUUUUCUUGUUCCGAAGUGCAUCAGAAGGCAGAGCAUCUGAUAAAGAUCCUCUGAGGAAAUACACUGCGGUAUUUAAGAGAUAUGAAGAUAUAAAGCUCUCAAGCAACAGUGGAAGGAACAUUAAUAGCUCUCCAGUUUCACCAAGGAGGGGGAAAAAAGGGCAUGUUUCAGCUCAUGAGUUGCAUUAUACUAUGAACAAAGCAGUUUCAGAUGAUAUGAAGAAGAAGACAUUCUUGCCUUACAAACAGGGGAUUCUGGGGAGGCUUGCAUUCAAUCCUUCAGUUAAUGCACUUGCUAAUGGCUUCGGAUUAUCUCGCAAGUGA